This is a messenger RNA of Linepithema humile (Argentine ant), 669 nucleotides long. The record is from RefSeq and is a predicted model, not a curated record. NCBI's taxonomy places the organism in Eukaryota, Metazoa, Arthropoda, Insecta, Hymenoptera, Formicidae.
AUGUCCCACGGGCGUCUUCUAAGGUUUGUCGAGGAUCGUAUGAUGGAUGCAAGUAUGGGCAUUGAGCUGCCGAUGAUGAAGAUGGAUCCAUCGCGGGCUUGGAUGCACGAGCAGCCGAUGAUUCCGUUCGCCGAGCUGAAGAUACCAAAGGCCUGCGACUACGUCAGCAAAAAGUCAUUCGGCCGAUUUGUCUGCGAGCGGUGCAGCCGGUCGUACAUGAGGAAGGACUCGCUGCAACGCCACAUGCAGUGGGAGUGCGGCAAGGAGCCGCAGUUCCAAUGCCCGUUUUGCCCGCAACGUUGCAAGCGCAAAGCUCACUGGCAGCGCCACAUACGUCGCCAGCACACCGAGGACCUGAGCAUCACCGGCCUCAAAUGGGCGGAGACCUGGCAGCGGUGGAGCGUGCCGUCGAUCAUGUGGCGGUCCGGAGUCGGCUUCGGCAAGGGCCUCGGGUCCGGCUCGUCGAAUCCCGAGGGCUUCAACUGUCCGGCCUGCGGCAGAGUCUACAAGCUCAAGAGCAGCCUGAGGAACCAUCAGAAGUGGGAGUGCGGCAAGGAGCCGCAGUUCCAGUGUCCCCACUGCGUCUACAGGGCGAAGCAGAAGAUGCACAUCGCGCGGCAUAUGGAACGGAUGCACAAGGAGCAGAUCUACAAGCAGGAGCUCGUGUAA